AUGCAUCUCUCUGUGCCAACCAUCAUUGGGGCUGCCUCCGUCGUUCAGGCUUUCCCCCACUUCGCCUACCCGAACACUCGCUUUGCUCUGCCGCCCAGCAAGGGACUGAAGGGGCUGAAAACGGGAAACGAAUCAUGGGGUACUUUGAAGCCAAAUCACUUCAUCUGGAGUCCACCGGGUCCUAAUGAUCAACGAGCCCCGUGCCCGGUCAUGAACACCCUUUCCAACCAUGGCUUUGUUCCCCAUGACGGCCGGAACAUCACCAAGGACAUCCUCAUCAAGGCCCUCAACGAUGCGCUGAACGUGCCCGAAGCGCCCGCCCUCAACAUCUUCAACAAUGCCCUCGUCGUCAAUCCUAUCCCCAAUGCAACUUUCUUCGACUUGCAAAUGCUACAUGCCCAUAACGUCAUCGAGCACGAUGGUAGUCUUUCUCGCAAAGAUGCCAUCUUCGACCCCACCAACGCUUUCGACGUAGGAACUUUCGACAACUUUGUGAGCUACUUUGGAGACGAGGAGGCGAUUAAUAUCACGAUGAUCGCGAACGCCCGAGCUCGGCAUGCUUUCGAUAUGAGUCUCAUCAAUCCGACUUUCUCGAUCACCGAUGCCCAGAUCCCAGUCAUUGUUGGCGAGAACGCAUUCUUGCUGGCAAUCUUUGGAGACCCGGACGUUGCUGUUGCUAACAGGACGUUUCUGGAGUACUUCUUCCGCAAUGAGAGAUUUCCCGUCGAGCUUGGCUGGUCCCCCAACGAAACACCUAUCGACGCGCAACUCGGUCCCAUCGUGCAGGAUAUCAUCGCCCAAAGCCCUGCGGACGUGCCCCUGACAUUUACGCCACAGAACGCAAGCCUGGAAAAGGCCAAAUAG
Colletotrichum paranaense is the source of this 864-nucleotide messenger RNA. RefSeq lists its product as uncharacterized. Gene Ontology annotation, molecular function: peroxidase activity. Lineage: Eukaryota; Fungi; Ascomycota; Sordariomycetes; Glomerellales; Glomerellaceae. The record is from RefSeq and is a predicted model, not a curated record. The coding region runs from base 1 to 864 and encodes 287 amino acids. The transcript has 4 exons.